GUUUGGAUUAAGUGCCGAUUUGGCUGCAUAAAAGAUCUACGAGCACCCAUGCUGGAGCCGGUUGAUUGGUGCAUCCAGAAAUUUCUCCAUUCAAGGUCGAUUAGAAUGUAAAGGAUAUCGAUCGGUUCCGUUUUAUGCUGCACUUCCGUAUGUGCCCGAAUCCAUGAGCGUUACCUAAUGCUAAAAACCAGUACUUACUAGUUGCACAGCUUCCUGAAAUAUCGAUAUGAGCUCCGCUAUAAGGAAAGAUGUCCUUUUUUCUAAACGUUAAGUCGUGAUAUCUAGAAGUUAAAACGCUAAUUUGCUCUGUUCUAAGUGACCCUAUUGUCUUUCUAUCUUUGUAUUAGUUUUCGUCCUCACUUACUCGUGAGGUUGUAAACUGUGUGAAAGUCAACCGGCUCCAUAAAUCCGUCAUCAGCAAAAGUUCUGCUGACUGAGAACAAAUUGCAUAUAUGGUGAAAAUGGGAUCGAAUGACUGGUCACUGAGAGCGUGGAUUGAGUGGUUCAAAGGCGAGGCGGUCAGUAACAAAAAACUUCCAGAAAAAAGUGAAAGCCAGUUGGUUUCGGAAUCCCUGCUGCAUGAACUGGACUGUGCCAUCAAAGAAACCGAAGAACGAAACUAUCAACGAGAACAAGAAGAGCGAAAGCGAACACAAAAGGUGGAUUACUCAUGGCUCAUAGAUCCAACCCGUGUCAGUAAGUAUUCCUUCGAAAUCUCACAAGGAGAGAGAAUGGAAAUCGAAAGUUUAUGCUGGCAGAUACUUCCCACGGAAUGCAACAAGGUUAUUAUGCAGUUCCGCGAAUACCUUUCCCGAGAGCCCAUGGUGCAAGAAAUCCCUGUGCUUUUUCGCGCCUGUCUAACUCAAACGAUUCAGUCACGUCCAGCGAUGGAUGGAGAAUCAGCCAUGGGAAGUCAUUUGGAAAAAGUCAAACGUUCCAACAAAGUGAUGCCGUUUGCCCAGAGCAUGAUAGAUAUGCGUAGCCGUCGCAAUUCACAAGAAAUGCAAAUGCGCAUGCCUAUUAAAUUCAGUACGCUCGAUGUUAGGACGUUGCCGGUAUAACGUACUGCGUCGCCUAUAAAGCGAGAUUUGUCAGUGUUCGAUCGCACUCUAUAAUAUUUUGCUUUGUUUAAGGAAUUAUUACAAUACUCAAAAUCAGAUUUUCCAGCGAACUGCUUAUAUUAUUUCUCUUGCUUAAAUUUCAAAUUCUGUACAUUAUUUCUACGUUUGGUAACGUCAUGUUCUUCGGUUUGCACUUUGCAGUGGUACUGAAAAUAAUCCAAAUUUAUUUACGCUUUUUACUUUUCGCACGUUGUGUAACUUUUGACCAUCAACUCUGCAACACUGACUGCAUGGUAGCAAAUUAAAUCAAGUACAAUCUUUAAUUUUGGGCUGUUAAUGCACUGCUGAACGUAAAGAUGUGACUGAGUUGUGAGUAAAACAGGAAGAAAUAUAG
Paramacrobiotus metropolitanus is the source of this 1455-nucleotide messenger RNA. RefSeq names its product protein RD3-like. The coding region runs from base 453 to 1061 and encodes 202 amino acids. The record is from RefSeq and is a predicted model, not a curated record. NCBI's taxonomy places the organism in Eukaryota, Metazoa, Tardigrada, Eutardigrada, Parachela, Macrobiotidae. The transcript has 5 exons.